GCCUCGCGCAACGUCGCGCGCGGGCGGUUUCGCUGAGUCCCGAAGAGGCGGUCAAAGAGACUAGGCACAAAAGCAGCGGCGCGUCCACCCCCGCCCCCUCCCCCGGCGCCCCCCGCCCGGCUAUGCGGCUGCCGCCUUCUCCAACCUGCUGAGCGGCGCCUUCGAUGCAACAUGUUUGAGAAAACUUGAUGAUAGUAUCUUUCAAAUGAAACACCAUCUAAGAGUAUGCCUUUAGAAUAUUCCGCUCUUUAUUCUUGGAAGAUGGGAGAAAAAGAUGAUGACAAAUGUAGUCAAGCUGGCCAUUUAUUUGAAAACUUUGUGCAAGCCUCAACCUGCAAAGGUACCAUUCAGGCUUUUAAUAUCCUCAUUCGUCAACUUGAGCUGGAUCCUUUGGACAACAGGAGCUUUUAUACAAAACUUAAAUCAAAAGUGACUAGUUGGAAGGCCAAAGCUUUAUGGAACAAAAUAGAUAAAAGAGCAAAUCAUAAGGAAUAUAAGCGUGGAAAAUCUUGUAUAGGCACUAAGUGCUUGAUUGUUGGAGGUGGCCCCUGUGGCUUGCGGACUGCCAUAGAACUUGCCUUCCUAGGAGUCAAAGUUGUUGUUGUGGAGAAGCGAGACACUUUUUCAAGAAACAAUGUGCUUCAUCUUUGGCCUUUUACUAUUCAUGACCUUCGAAGUCUGGGAGCCAAAAAGUUUUACGGAAAGUUUUGUGCAGGAUCCAUAGAUCAUAUUAGUAUUAGACAGCUUCAGCUCAUUCUUUUCAAAGUUGCACUGAUGUUGGGAGUGGAAAUUCAUGUGAAUUUAGAAUUUGUGAAAGUUCUGGAACCUCCUGAAGAUCAAGAAAAUCAAAAAAUAGGCUGGCGGGCUGAAUUUCUUCCAAUGGAUCAUCCUUUGUCAGAAUGUGAAUUCGAUGUCAUUAUUGGUGCUGAUGGCCGCAGAAACACUUUGGGAGGCUUUAGGAGGAAAGAAUUCCGUGGGAAACUGGCUAUUGCUAUUACUGCCAACUUUAUAAACAGAAAUACAACUGCGGAAGCUAAGGUGGAAGAGAUCAGUGGAGUUGCUUUCAUCUUUAAUCAAAAAUUCUUCCAAGAUCUGAAAGAAGAAACAGGAAUUGAUUUGGAGAAUAUUGUCUACUACAAGGACAACACUCACUAUUUUGUGAUGACUGCAAAAAAACAGAGUCUUCUUGAAAAGGGAGUGAUUAUUAAUGAUUACAUUGAUACUGAAAUGCUUCUGUGUGUGGAAAAUGUAAACCAAGAUAAUCUGCUGUCCUAUGCAAGAGAAGCUGCUGAUUUUGCCACUGAUUACCAACUGCCUGCCUUGGAUUUUGCAAUUAAUCAUUACGGACAACCAGAUGUGGCGAUGUUUGAUUUUACUUCCAUGUAUGCCUCUGAAAAUGCUGCAUUAAUACGAGAGAGGCACAGACAUCAACUGCUGGUUGCUCUUGUUGGAGACAGUUUACUAGAGCCAUUCUGGCCAAUGGGUACUGGCUGUGCAAGAGGGUUCCUGGCUGCAUUUGACACGGCGUGGAUGGUGAGAAGUUGGGCACAAGGAAAGCUCCCACUUGACAUCCUUGCAGAAAGAGAAAGCAUUUAUAGACUUUUACCUCAGACAACACCAGAAAAUCUCACUAAGAAUUUUGACCAGUACACCAUUGAUCCUGCAACACGUUACCCAAACUUGAAUUCAAGCUGUGUUCGACCUCUUCAGGUGAAGCACUUAUAUAUUACAAAUGAGCUACAGCAGUGUCCUCUUGAAAGAGCGAGCUCCAUUAGAAGAUCAGUUGGUUUUUCCAGACAUGAAUCUGACAUUAGACCAAACAAACUUUUAACCUGGUGUCAGAAACAGACAGAAGGAUAUAGGAAUGUUAGUGUCACAGAUCUCUCUACUUCAUGGAGAAGUGGCCUUGCUUUGUGUGCAAUUAUGCAUCGCUUCAAACCUGACCUCAUUGACUUUGAUUCUCUGAAUGAAGAAGAUGCUAUCAAAAAUAACCAGUUGGCAUUUGACACUGCUGAACGCGAGUUUGGAAUUCCUCCCAUCACUACUGGGAAAGAGAUAGUGUCUGCUGGAGAACCUGAUAAACUUACUAUGGUUAUGUACCUCUCAAAAUUCUAUGAACUAUUUAGGGGAACACCUUUGAGAACAGUUGAUGCUGCUGACAAACAGAAUGGAGAAAAAAGUGAUCUUUGUUCAGCAAAAUCAUCAAAGUUCAUCUCUAAUAAUUACAACAAUCUAACAUUUCCAAGGAAGAGAAUACCUAAAGCUGAAAGAAAUGCAGACGAAAAUGAAAUGAAUAAAAAGAGGCGUAAAAGUCUCAUCAAUUUUGAAGAGUCUUCAAGUUUUUUGAACCAGAGAAUAAAUCCAGAGAACCAACUUGGGGAUGCGAAAGAAAUAGUUAAUCGAAACAAAGUGAAGUCCAUGGCAUCUCAGCUCUUAGCCAAGUUUGAGGAAAACGCUCCCAGUGUGUCACUACGGAGGCAGGAGCUAGUAGAUAAACCAGCUUCUGACCCUGCUGUAAAUCCUCGCUUUGCUAAACCAACGUGUAGCCCUCCAUCUCCACCAAAAAGGCAGUUUCAGGCAGUAGCUAGGGCUGAACAUACCAUCAGGGAUCCCACACAAUCUUUGUCUGGAGCUGGGCCAGUGCCUAGGCAUUCGAGAUAUAUAGAACAAACUGCUUUGAAGUCCAGCCUUUCUGACUCCCUUGCAUCUUCCUGUCCCGCUGCAUUUGCACUGUCUGGUGUGCUUCAACGCCUUCAACAUGUGGAGGAAAAAUUUAAUCAGAAGAAAGCUCAAUCCAUAGCAAAUAGAGAGUUUCAUAAAAAGAACAUUAAAGAAAAAGCAGCUCAUCUUGCAUCCAUGUUUGGAUAUGUCGACAUCCCCAAGAAUAAACUUCCUACUAAAGGUCUCUCCCAUUCUCAGCCCCCACCUCCCUCUUGCCUUUCAUCUCAUGACUCAACUGCUUCCUCUUCAUCAUCUAUUGACUCAGGUUCCCCAGCUGUUCAUUCUAAAAAGAUGACUGUAGGGAAGGUUUCGAGUGGAAUAGGUGCUGUGGCAGAAGUUCUUGUCAAUCUGUACAUGAACGAUCACAGACCCAAACCUCUGCCUGUCUGUUUGCAAAUGAACCAACCGGCGGAUGAAGCUGAUGCUGUUUCUUUUCCUGAUUCUUCUUCUACUUCUCAAGUUUUUCCUUCCAUUGCACAGAGCUGUCAGAGUUCUCUGAAGAAAGAAUUUCCCCAAUCAAUGGGUGGGAGUGACAUCUGCUGUUUCUGCAAGAAAAGGGUAUAUGUCAUGGAGCGACUGAGUGCUGAAGGCCACUUUUUCCAUAGGGAAUGUUUCAAGUGUACCGCAUGUUCUUCUACUCUCCGUCUAGCAAUGUAUACUUUUGAUGCAGAGGAAGAUAAAUUUUAUUGCAAGAUUCACUUUGCACAAUAUAAAACAAAUAACAAGCACAAAAAGAGGAGAGCUAUGUUAAAGACACAUGAAAAGGCGCAAGUGGAAUCAUGGAGGGAAGAGGAACCCAUGUCUGCAGAAACCACCACAGAAUGUACUUUUGCUGCCAAAAGCAGCCCAGAGGCCCAACCACCAGGUAUCCUGACUUCAUUCUUUAGGAAAACUCUGAGCUGGCCUCUUAGGGUGACAAGGGAUCUGCUUGACCUUCCAAGACGCCUCUCUAACUGGAUGCAUGGUUUUCUGCACUCUACUGGUCUUCAUUUCAGGGACAAUGCAUACAACUAUUCCUACUUGUAUGAACUCCUAAGCUUUAGUGUGCCAUUCCUGUGUGCACUUCAAGAGUUACUUGGCCAUAUUUACCAAGAUGUGGAACUAUCAUGUGAAAAUGUACUUGACAUGGUGAAAAAAUUCUUUAGGAUUUGAAUUUUUUUCUGGAGCUCUGUUGUGCCUUUCAGUUUUCCAAAACAAUCAGCCUUCUGAUUAUACUUGCACAUUACAAUUCAGUAUGUGCUUUUAAAUGAGUCUAAAAUUCCAUUUGAUAAAUAUGAUAGAUAUAUUUUAGACUUUUGUUAUAUGAAGGUCAGUGUCCAGAUACAUUUCUAGACUGUAGAGCCGACAUUUCUAGACUGUAGAGCCGACAUGAAGGAUUAGUUUUAUAGUUUUUCGUCAUUUUAUUUCCCAUUACAAUAAGAUUUUUAUAUUUGUUUGUUUACAAUCUUAUAUUAGACUGUGAAAGAAAGCUCUUUCAUACAUUUCCAAGUUAGCAGAAAGACUGGUUUUUGAAACCUGAAUAUGGCACAUUCUUUAUUUUUCCCUUCCUCCUUUGCUUUACCUAUGCUAUGGGGCUACAAAAUAUGUUUACUUGUGUAACUUUUUUUAAAACAAUGAAAAGUAUUUCAAGUAAUAAUUUUUUUGAUUUUCCUUUGGGAUAUCCUUUGUAAACACAGAGGCCUAUAUUGUCAUAUUAAUGAAUAAAAUCAAAGAGCAAAUCUUAGUUGAGUUGACAGUUACUUAAAGCAGGUAGAUUACGGUAAUAUUUAUUAAAUAGCCUAUAUUUAUUUUCCUAAAUUAUCAAUUAUACUAGUAGAAUUCAUAUACCUGACUGCAUAUUUCUACUUCUAUGAUAACUUUUAAAAUCCUGUGAUUAACCUUCACUCAGAUCAGCUCCUUUUGUAAAUUUUAUACUGAAAUAAUUAAUAUAUUAAAUUAAUUCAGACAGAGACAUGUAACAUGAAAGAUUUUGAAACAGACUUGAUAGUUUACUUAUGAGAUAAGUUUAGGCACUGGUGAAAUUGUAGAGCCUGUGACAGGUAAUAACUAAUUUUGGGUACUGACACCUGCUUGGAUUUUUCUGUAGAAAGUGUAAUAUUGUACAUGGUGUUGUUAAAAGGCAUAUCUGACUUUAAUCAGAAGUAUGUGAAAUCAUAGCAUUUAGGGGUUAUUUUGGUUUUGGUUUUUUGGAAGCCUGGUAAGGAUUUCCAGGAGGUUAAUGAGAUAUUCCUAAACAGAAAGCAGUUCAGUAGUUGUCACUCAUGAGUGAUUUUUAGCCAGUAUUAAAGAAUUCUUGAUAAUUGGAGGUACUGUACAUUUCAUUGUAUCCAAAUAUGAGUUCUUAUUUCAGUAAUUUUAAAGAGAUGGUACAGAAAGAAAUGAGGAGGAGUAUACACAUAUUGCAGCAUUGUUGUUGUUUCUCCAUGCAGAGGGUAGCAUGGUGAACUUGCACACAGUGGGGCAUUCUGAUGAACAGCCCCCUUGUGCCACUUGACAAGCUGUUAUUUCAGGUCAUAACUUUCAGAAGCACACAAGGCAGGAGAGCUGCUGUGAGAAAACCUAUGAAAAACCCCACAGUCUAUUUACAACUGGCUGCACACCCUUUAAGAUGUUCCUAAAGUGUCACAACAGUUAAUUUUUGUGAAACUAUUUUGCCUUUGAUGAAGAAAAUAAGGGUUGGUACAUGGUACGCUAGAGUUUCCUCUGGAUUUUCAGUUGUAUUGUGAAUUUUAUUUGAGUUGUGAACAAGCUAAAAACAUUAGGCACUUGGGUUCCAUACAACUGAGUGCAUAUGCCUUGGUAGAUAAAAGUCCUGUGAUGAAGAAGCAUGUACCUCUUCAGUUUAUACUUUAUAGGGGUUGUCCUCAAUCAUUCUUUCAUACAUUAGGUUGUUGUUGUUAAGAAUGACAUAUCAUUCCAUCUUGCACCUUAAUCUUAAGCACACUUAUUUGGAAUGAGGCCACAUACAUUUCCUUGGCACUUGAAGAUCUGAUACUAGCUCAACACACUUACUUGAAAUAAGUUAUUUUUAAAUGAACAGUUGCAGUGGAUCUCCUAAAGGAUUAUAUCAUUAUCAAGAACUUGUUUACAUGCAAGACUGUUUAUAGACCUAAUGGGGACAACAGAUUAUAUUUAAUAUUAUUGUUUUUUUAAUAUCAUCUAUUUCUUCUGAUUUUAAGUUAAACUUAAACAUGAUCUAUUUCAUAGUCCACUUGGCACAUUUUGUUUAUAUACUGCAUUCAGUUUUUUGCACAUCAAGUAACUGCUCGGGAGGAGGGGAAGGAGACAGAAUUUUGAAUUCGUGACUGCACACCAAAUGUUUGUGUAACCCAUCCUGGUGGAAGUUUUAGAGGUUUCAAAUGUGGAAGCAAUGGGAAACACAAGUGCCUUGCACAUCAUGUUUUACCUUAGAUUUAAAAUGCCCAAGCCUUAUCCAGAUUUUUUUAAAAAAUGAGGACCUUCCUCUUUCAAAUUUUCAAGGAUACAAUUGUCCAAACAAAAAUCUGGAUUCUACCUGAAAUUGGUAGAUAUCCUGUGCAAAGAUAUCCUGAAACAAAUGGAAAUAUUGUUUACUUGACCCAUAGCAACGUGACUGUUAAAAUGCAUGUAGUUUGGAUAAUUGAGUUUCAAAUAAUGUAAAUUUUACUGUAACUGUUACUGAAAUUUGACUUGAACUUAGCAGAUAUGGCGAAUAUCCCUUGUUCAUCAAUGAAGGAAGGUUGCUUUAUUUUCUUCUUACUUUAAUGUCAGUAUGUGUCUCUUAAGCUUUUUCUUUGUAUAAUCUUCUUCCAAUCUUUUAUGUUGUCUUUAGUUCAUUUCAACAUUCCAGUGCUGCACCCAUUCAUUGACUGAAACUUUC
Sphaerodactylus townsendi is the source of this 6580-nucleotide messenger RNA. It is a transcript of the gene MICAL2, whose product is annotated as microtubule associated monooxygenase, calponin and LIM domain containing 2. The transcript is spliced from 25 exons. The coding region runs from base 226 to 3873 and encodes 1215 amino acids. Gene Ontology annotation, molecular function: FAD binding; protein binding. Lineage: Eukaryota; Metazoa; Chordata; Lepidosauria; Squamata; Sphaerodactylidae. The record is from RefSeq and is a predicted model, not a curated record.